GAUCACAUUGUUGUUGUCGUCGUAGAAGAGUACGGAGAUGGGACUGAGCUUGGUGGGUGCGCAGCACGCUUUGGGAACCUCGUCCGGCUUCAGAAGGGUUCGCAAUCGUCGGGAGGUGGACAGCGACAUCGACUUCGAAGAGGAAUCAACUGCCCUGGAUGAGGUCCAGUUGGUUGUGCCAUUGGAUGAUGUGCCGGGUGUACCACUGCUGCCAGCCAUCCUUGAGGAGGUGCCAGAUGUGCCGACUAUCCUUGAGGAGGCCACUGGUAAUUGGCAGUUGAUACCGAUUAGGUUUAGCUCCCUGUACUGUGGGCCUGUUGUGAUCAGGAACAAUGCCGGUCCGGUGGCUAAAGCUUGGAGAACUUUCCAGUUCAUCAGCCCCAUUAUCACCUACAUGCGUGGGGGGAUCCCAGGUAUGUGUCUUUGUCACUACCUAAUCCUAAUCUACAUCCAGGUGGUGGUGAGGAUGCACCAUGUGAGUAGGGUUCGAGGCCUGGAGACUCAACUGGUGUGGGCCAUCUCCAAGGAGACACACAGACUUAGUCCAGAGGGCAUCCCCUACUGUGCCACCAAGGUGCAGUCCAUCUCUUGGAUCCAGUAUGUGGCUGGCAGGGUGACCCAGUAUGCGUCUCACGUCCGCCACGAGACGUCUGUGGCCGUGACGCAUGGCUGCUACCAGGUAAAUAAACAAUUUCCUAUGUAUAUAGAAUAG
This is a messenger RNA of Coregonus clupeaformis (lake whitefish), 712 nucleotides long. RefSeq lists its product as uncharacterized. The transcript is spliced from 7 exons. NCBI's taxonomy places the organism in Eukaryota, Metazoa, Chordata, Actinopteri, Salmoniformes, Salmonidae. The record is from RefSeq and is a predicted model, not a curated record. Bases 38 to 712 code for a protein of 224 amino acids.